This is a messenger RNA of Diachasma alloeum, 612 nucleotides long. RefSeq lists its product as uncharacterized. The record is from RefSeq and is a predicted model, not a curated record. The coding region runs from base 253 to 612 and encodes 119 amino acids. The transcript is spliced from 3 exons. NCBI's taxonomy places the organism in Eukaryota, Metazoa, Arthropoda, Insecta, Hymenoptera, Braconidae.
AAUAAAAAGAAAAAUAGUUCAUGUAAAUAUAUUUCAAUUAUUAGUCUCAACCGUCUUCACAAUCCUCCAUUCCUCCAAAACAUAAACAUUGACGCUUUGAAUGCCAGACGCCAGGCGCCCAACCGAGAAGGGGAGUGAAGUGUUUGUUAAGUGGAUACGCAGUCUUAUUGCUCUGCUUCAGUACGUCUCAAACCAUCCACGAGAUAGUUGAAAAGUGUUUUGACAAGUUUGAAAUCAACUGGAAAAAAAAACAUGGAGAAUUAUCCAUUCCCAGACCCUGAGCAGAGGGAGGAGUGGGAGGAAGAGGACGCAGCCAUGGAGGAUUGGUGGCUGGAGCAGAAGGAGAAGUGUUGGGAUUAUAUCCCACACUAUUACCCUUUGGUGGGACAUUUGGCGGUGCCAAUGCACCAGGUUGUCAGUUUCCUGGCAUUCCUAGGAGAUUUUCUGUGUGUUGCGAAGCAAGCUUCUGUUCAUCAGGAGAUGAGAGGAUUUUUGAACUUCCUCCGUCUCGUCGAUCGUGAGGAAGAGGCGAGGGAGAUACUGCCACAUGCGCGGUGCCUCACCAUCGCCGCAUGGCUCAUUUUGGGCGUACAAGGUCGUUGCAUCGAAUAA